Molecule: messenger RNA, 972 nt
Organism: Schistosoma rodhaini
Lineage: Eukaryota; Metazoa; Platyhelminthes; Trematoda; Strigeidida; Schistosomatidae
Source: the annotation of a GenBank genome assembly
AUGUCUGAAACUACUGGUACAUGUUAUAAAUCAUGUUGUAUUUCAAAACGAUUAGAUGGGAAAUUAGCCAUUGUUACUGGAUCAAACACUGGUAUCGGAUUAGUGACAGCUAGUGAAUUAGCUCGUCGUGGUGCUCGAGUCAUUAUGGCAUGUAGAAAUAUAAGUAAAGCUGAAGAUGCCAAAAAUAGUUUAUUGGAGAAAUAUGGUGCCAAUAAUCCAAAAAGUGUAAACAUUGAUUUAGCAUGUAAACAAGUGAUUUCAUCGUUGAGUCCAAUCUACAGUGAUCAAUUAAUCAUUGAACAACUUGAUUUAGCUUCUCUACAAUCAAUCAGAGAAUUUGCCAGACGUAUAAUAGUCACAUAUCCAGAACUUCAUUUUCUCAUUAACAAUGCUGGUCUUGCAGUGAGUAAAUAUGAGAAAACUGUUGAUGGCUUUGAAAUGACAAUGGGUGUUAAUCAUUUUGGAACAUUUCUACUAACGGAAUUAUUAUUACCUUUGAUGAAACGUUCAACUCCAUCUAGAAUCAUUAAUCUCUCAUCAAUGGCACAUUAUAAAGGUCAUUUAAUUAAACCAGAUUUACAGUUAAAAGAGAAUGAAUAUAGUCAAUUGAAAGCAUAUUGUGAUUCAAAGUUAGCCAAUGCAAUGCAUGCUGCUGAAUUAGGUGAUAGACUUAAGGACAGUGGAAUCACUGUUGUCAGUGUCCAUCCUGGUGCUGUAAAGACUGAUCUAGAUCGAGAUAUAAACAGUGUCGUGAUGAAAUGUUUCGUCAAAUUAGUAAAGCCAUUGUUUCUUGGUCCAUGGAAAGGAGCGCAAACUACAUUGUAUACAGUGUUGUCAGAUAACUUAAUCUCUGGUGGUUACUAUUCAAAUUGUGCAUUGAAAGAACCGUCAACUAUUGUCAAGAAUAAAGAUGAAAGAAAAUGGUUUUGGAGUAAAACAUGUGAACUCUUAAGAAUCGAAAAUACAACAUAG